AUGGAAUCUAAAUCUAUUUCUACUCAAGUUUCUCGACCUCUUUUAAAUUCUAAAAAGUCCAAGUCCACUUCUUAUCAGAGCAUAGACAAUCAUGAAAUACUUGAGGAGGAAUCUUUGUCCCAAUGGGAAAUGAUUAAGUUGACGCUUUGCAUGGCUGGUCUACAAUUCGCAUGGACUGUUGAAUUUUCUUAUGGAACACCGUAUUUGGUAUCAUUAGGACUAUCACCGGAGCUUAUAGCUCUUGUCUGGUUUGCGGGUCCACUAUCUGGCUUUGUAGUGCAACCACUUGUCGGUGCAUUUAGUGACAAAUGCACCUCUAGAAUAGGUCGCCGAAGACCAUUCAUUCUUAUUGGAGGGUUAUUAGUUUGUUUAUCCAUGGUCUCUAUCGCUUAUUCAAAGGAAUGGGCUGCGCGUUUUCUUGGCAAAAAAACAACAGUUAAAAACGUUGCGAUUAUUAUCGCAGUCAUUGGAUUUUAUUUUUUGGAUUUUUCUUUAAAUGCUGUUCAAGCUUCCAUACGUGCUUUAAUUCUUGACAUUCCUCCUGUUUAUCAGCAAGAAACUGGUAAUGCAUGGGCCGGUAGAAUGUUACAUAUUGGAAAUAUUGCUGGAUAUUUCACCGGGUUUUUGGAUUUAUUAGCUUUGUUUCCGUUCUUAGGAGAUAGUCAACUCAAAGUUUUAUGUAUAGUCGCAUGUAUAGUGUUUACACUAUCAUUGCUUUACACAUGCUUAAAUGUCAAAGAAAAAGUAUAUGAACCUGUAGAUGAUGAUUCAAGCUCGAGUUGGAUAGCUUCAGUAUACGCAAGAACCCAUUCAAUUGAUGAUCCUGAUUUCUUUGAAAAAUCAACUCGUUAUGGAUCAUUUGCGUUGUUAAUGUAUUCAUGGAUAUCUUUUUUGGCCGGUUCUAUUAUUCCACACUUUACUCCAACCUCUCCUUCGAGCAAAAACCCUUUCACCAUUUACAACAUUUAUACAAUCUCUCACAUUUUAUUUGCUUUGAUAGCAUGGAGUACUUCCUUUGUAAAUAAUGUUGAACAAUCAAUCUUACUUAUUGGUAGUUUUGGUAUUCCAUGGGCAAUUUCAAUGUGGAUACCAUUUGCAUUGGUUGGUGAAUACGUAGGGCAAGAAGAUGAACGAGAAAUACAAGAAAACACUGAUGUUAGACCAUUAACAAACAAUGAUGAAGAAGAAGCUUGUAUGAGUUUAGAUCUCACUCCAACUUCAUCAUCUGCAGCUACUACUUUGCAUAAUGAAGAGGAAAAGUUUGCUGCAGGGAUGAUAUUGGGUGUACAUAAUUUAUAUAUUGUAUUACCUCAAUUAGUUGUAUCUUUAACCAGUUCUGUAAUUAUUAAGCUGGUAAAUGAUAUUUCUGGUGUAGAUAAUAAUGAUGCAUUUGGUUGGGUGUUUAGAUUUGGUGGUGCAAUGGCUAUAAUUGCUGCGAUAUUGUCGCGAUAUCUCGAUAAAUUACAU
This is a messenger RNA of Racocetra persica, 1467 nucleotides long. NCBI's taxonomy places the organism in Eukaryota, Fungi, Glomeromycota, Glomeromycetes, Diversisporales, Gigasporaceae. The record is from the annotation of a GenBank genome assembly.